AGUUACCAAGAAACAAUACGGCUCCACUUUUAUUCCUCUGUGGUCACAAUAAACGUAACAACGGACAGGCAGAGAGGAUCGGGGAGUGCUUCUCGAUGCUCCGGAGGAAGGGACGAACCCCCUCGUCCAGACGCCGCUAGCGUAGGCCCUGCAGCCACUCGCAGAUGGGUACCUCCAAGCAGCAUUAAACGAGAUGCAGUCUCCCCAGAAGAAAAAAAUGACCAAGUUUUUCGAAGAGUUCGAGGCAUUCUUAACAAGCUUACACCAGAGAAGUUCCACAAGCUGAGUGAAGAACUCCUCAGCGUUGGACUUGAUUCAACUCAAAUUCUUAAAGGCGUAAUAUUACUGAUAUUUGAUAAAGCUCUCGAUGAACCGAAGUACAGUUCUAUGUAUGCUUUGCUAUGUAGGAAAUUGUGUGAAGAAGCUCCAAACUUUGAUCCCCCUUCAAGCAACACUGGUAGCCAUAAUAACAAUACAUUCCGUCGCCUUUUAUUAGCUAAGUGCCAGGACGAAUUUGAAAAUCGAAAGAAAACCAGUGACGCCUUUGACAAGAAAGAUGGCGUUCUCAGUCCAGAAGAGGAAGAACAGCGUGGAAUUGCAAAACAUAAAAUGUUGGGAAACAUUAAAUUUAUCGGUGAGUUGGGGAAGCAGGGUUUAUUGCACGAAGCAAUCCUGCAUCAGUGUGUGCAACAACUCUUGGCCAAAAAGAAAAGGCAGACUAUUAAAGACGUGGCCGAAGACCUGGAGUGCCUCUGUCAGAUAAUGAAAACUGUAGGACAUAGACUUGAUACUGAAAAAGCAAAAGCACUGAUGGAUCAGUACUUUGAAAGAAUGCAAAUAUUUGCCAGUAAUUUUGAACUGCCUUCUCGCAUUCGCUUCAUGUUGCAGGAUGUUCUGGAGCUUCGACAGAACAGGUGGGUGCCACGGAGAGUUCUUUCUGAUCAUGGACCCAAAACUAUCCAACAAGUGAGAGAUGAUGCAGCUCGAGACUUUGGAGUCUAUAUGCAUUAUUCUGUUCCUGCACGUAACAUGUCUCUUGCUUCCAGUGGUAUUCUUGGCAUGGGAAAACUGCGCAGUGGAUUGGAUGACGUUUUCAGUUCCAUUCCGAUUGGUGUUGGUUCUCUUGGGACUGGACCUGGUGUUAUUUCUACUGAUACAUUUCCUGCUUACUCUAGUAACAUGGGUCGUCCUGCCAGAGGUGGCCUUGGAGGAUCUGGUUUCCUAACUGGUGGUUCAUCUCAACCAUAUUUUAACAGUAAUCGCAAUAAACAAUUUCCCAAUCGUGACCGUGAUCAUGAUCUUUUUCCUGCUUAUCAACAACCAAGACAACAAAAUCAAAGUCAGAGCCAACUAGGGUUCAGUGGAACUCCCUCAAAUCGAGAUCUGCCUCCUCGAUUUCUGAAGAAAGCUCUUCAACCACAUUCUAGUACUGAUGAAAUAAGUUUACGUCCAGCACAAAAUUCCAUGAUGGUGAAGAAUAAACAAACUUCAUUUACUAAGUCUAGUUCACCUAUCACUGCCAUUAGUGGAACAAAUAAUUCUCUACUGCGGGAAAGUUCUCCCAUCAUUCCAACUGUUCCACCUAAUCCGGUUCUGCAGAAAGAACCUCCUGUUAUUGUGAAACAAGUUACACAAGACAAAAACAAAGCUAACAAACAAGUACCAUCUAAAGAAGAAGUAAUGAAAAAAAGUGAGGACCUGUUGACAGAAUUUAUAAAAACUCAGAAUGUAGAUACUGCUGUCAAAGCUUUCAAAGAUAUUAAGAUGCCUAAAAAGUAUGUGAGUGAAGUUUUAUUGAUGAUGAUGAAGUUGACGAUUGAGAAAAAUGAGAGCGAUCGUGAACUCUUGAGUCAACUUCUUAGUGAACUAAAAAAAGAGGGAUUACUAAAUGGAUAUCAAGUAAUGGAGGCAUUGAAAAGUAUUUUUCAACAAAUUUCUGAACUGGAAGUUGAAAUCCCUCGUGUAAAAUCACACGUAGCAGGUUUUGCAGCAAGGAGUAUUGCAAGUGACCUUGUUAGUCUUACUCAAGUUGCAGAACCACUAGAGUCAGGAGCCCACUAUCCUCUGUUUCUGCUUUGUUUACAACAGUUGCACAAAUCUCAAGGUCGAAACUGGUUGCAUUCUGCAUUUAAUCAAAGCAAGAUCAACUUACUCUCAAUGCUACCAGAAAUUGAUCGAACUAAGGAAAGAUUAGCAGAUAUCUUAGAGGACAGAGGAUUAAGUUUCUUAUUCCCAUUGCUCCGUAUACAAGCAGAUCUGUGGAAACAGCUCCAAACAGAUCCUAGUCCUACCUCUUUGUAUAGGUGGAUUAAAGAAACUAUUGAUGUCUCUCAACAUACUGUGCCAGGUUUUGUCAGUGCACUGGUGUCAUGCAUGAUUAAAUAUAUCACUCAAGAGACAACAUUAGCCGAUGGAUUAGAUCGUUCAAGUGUACCAGAUAAAAAUCUUUUGGAUAAAGAGAAAGAAAUGUUAGAAAAAUUCAAGCCGGUGUUUCAAGCUUUUCUGCAUGAGCAUCCAGAAUUGCAACUUGUAGCUUUGUAUGCCUUACAAGUUCAUUGCUACAAUUGUGGCUUUCCUAAAGGAAUGCUUUUGAGAUGGUUUAUGAUGUUUUAUGAUCAAGAAAUUAUCGAGGAAGAAGCUUUUCUCAAGUGGAAAGAGGAUGUUAAUGAUGACUAUCCAGGUAAAGGAAAGGCACUUUUUCAGGUGAACCAAUGGUUAACUUGGUUGGAAGAAGCAGAAGAAGAAGGUUCUGAAGAAGGUGAAAACUAAGAUUUUGUCUC
Molecule: messenger RNA, 2780 nt
Organism: Stegodyphus dumicola
Lineage: Eukaryota; Metazoa; Arthropoda; Arachnida; Araneae; Eresidae
Gene: NAT1
Product: N-acetyltransferase 1
Cellular component (GO): eukaryotic translation initiation factor 4F complex
Molecular function (GO): protein binding; mRNA binding; translation initiation factor activity
Source: RefSeq, a predicted model, not a curated record